AUGGCAAGGCUCACCGAUUUUCGCCUCCUGUGUUUCGAUGUGUACGGCACCUUGAUCGACUGGGAGACAGGCAUUCUCGACAGCCUGAAGCCGCUAAGUGAAGCGGCACAGCUCACGCGGGAGCAGACACUCGAGGUCUAUCAUGAGCUCGAGAAGGAACAGCAAAGCAAGACUCCCGAUAUGCCGUAUUUACAGCUGCUGAUCUCCAUCUACCCGCAAUUUGCUGCACGAAUAGGCGUCAAAGCGCCGUCUGCCCAAGAGUCCGAGACAUUCGGGCAAUCCGUGGGCAAGUGGCCCGCAUUUCCCGACACGGUUGACGCCCUCAAGCGGCUUUCCGAGUCCUACAAGAUGGUGGUGCUCUCAAAUGUGGACAGAGAGAGCUUCCAGGCCACCAAUGACGGUCCACUUGGAAGGGUUCGCUUCGACAAAGUCAUCACGGCCCAGGACGUCGGCUCCUACAAGCCUGAUCUUCGCAACUUCGAGUACAUGCUCGAUGCGGUAAAGACGGAAUAUGGCGUAGAGAAGAACGAGAUCCUCCAGACUGCUCAGAGCCAGUUCCAUGAUCGCCAUCCGGCAAGGAAAACGGGUAUCAAGUCAGCAUGGAUCGAGAGGAAUGGGACCAUGGGCAAUCGAGAGCAAGAGGUCUAUGACUGGAGGUUUGGCACGCUGGGCGAAAUGGCCGACGCGGUGGAGCAGGAGCUCGCCGCCAAAAGGAGCUGA
Molecule: messenger RNA, 720 nt
Organism: Cladophialophora bantiana CBS 173.52
Lineage: Eukaryota; Fungi; Ascomycota; Eurotiomycetes; Chaetothyriales; Herpotrichiellaceae
Product: haloacid dehalogenase, type II
Exons: 1
Coding region: 1-720 (239 amino acids)
Source: RefSeq, a predicted model, not a curated record